AUGGCUAGCUCUUUGUCUGCUGAGCAGCCACUAUGCCAUGCACACGAGAGCUCCGCCCUGUUGCAAUUCAAGCAAACCUUUUCAAUUGUCAAAUCCGCUUCUAGUGAUCCUUCUUCUUAUCCCAAGGUUGCAUCAUGGAAGCUCCAAGGAGAGAGUGGCGAUUGCUGCUCAUGGGAUGGCGUCGAAUGCGAUGAGGAUACGGGUCAUGUGAUUGGCCUUGACCUCAGCAGCAGUUUCCUCCACGGUUCUAUCAAUUCAAGCAGCAGCCUCUUCAGCCUAGUUCACCUUCAGCGACUUAACCUUGCUAAUAAUGAUUUCGAUUACUCUCACAUUCCAACAGAAAUUAGCCAUCUCUCGGAACUAAUAAGUCUCAACCUUUCCUCCUCUGUAUUUUCCGGUCAAAUCCCUUUGGAAAUCUCAAAAUUAUCCAAAUUGGUUUCCAUUGAUCUUUCUUACAAUGAGGACUCAUCAUUUGGACUACUGAAACUUGAAAAGCUUGGUCUCAGAAGCCCACUUCAAAACUUGACUAACCUCAAAGUGCUUCUUCUCAAUUACGUGAGCAUAUCUUCCGAAGUACUUGAUACAUUGGCCAACUUAACUUCCUUGACAACUCUCGUUCUAGAAAAUUGUGGGUUGCGUGGUGAGUUUCCAAUAAGCAUAUUUUAUCUACCAAACCUUCAAGUUCUUGAUGUAGGUUCCAAUAGAUAUCUCACUGGCCAUUUGCCCGAAUUUCACCCAAGUAGCCCCCUUCAGCAGUUGAUGCUUUUUCAGACUAGUUUUUCGGGGAAGCUACCGGAUUCGAUUGGAAAUCUUAAUUUCUUGAAUCAAUUAGAUUUCUCUGGCUGCUAUUUCUCAGGGUCCCUUCCAGCUUCACUCGGGUCCCUUCCAGCUUCACUCGGUAAUUUGACCCAACUCAAUUACGUGUCGCUUUCAUCCAACAAGUUUAAUGUAGGGACUCUACAAAUACUUGGUAAGCUAACUGAGCUCACUGACUUGGAGCUUAGGGACGAUCUAUACGGUUCGAUCCCAUCAGUUCUUUCAAACCUAACUCAACUUACUUAUUUAGACCUGUCCUCCAAUCUUUUAAGUGGUGAAAUAACAUCUCAUAUAACCAACCUAACCCAUCUAAUUUCGCUAGAUCUUUCAACUAAUCAAUUGCGAAGCCCAAUCCCAAGGUCAUUCUUUGAGCUAAAGAAUCUUGAAAUUCUAGAUCUUUCUUUCAAUAACCUCGGCAGCUUGGAACUUGAAAUUUUUCUGAUGCUCAAAAAUCUUACUUCUCUCGAUUUGUCUGGCUUUGAGCAACAUCCAGAUAUCCUUCCAUGGUAUAAUUUACUCGACUUAGACCUUUCUUAUAACAUGCUACAAGGACCACUGCCAAUUCCACCAUUAUCCACUGGCUCUUAUAGAGUCGCAUAUAACGGAUUGACCGGAGAACUUCCACCAUUGAUCUGUCGAUUGAGUUCUCUUCAUUUUCUUGAUUUGUCUAACAACAACUUGACUGGAACUAUUCUUCCAUGUUUGAGUAACUUCAGUGAUUCUUUGAAAGUUAAUUCCGGCAUGGAUGUUGAAUGCUUUGAGCAACAUCCAGAUAUCCUUCCAUGGUAUAAUUUACUCGACUUAGACCUUUCUUAUAACAUGCUACAAGGACCACUGCCAAUUCCACCAUUAUCCACUGGCUCUUAUAGAGUCGCAUAUAACGGAUUGACCGGAGAACUUCCACCAUUGAUCUGUCGAUUGAGUUCUCUUCAUUUUCUUGAUUUGUCUAACAACAACUUGACUGGAACUAUUCUUCCAUGUUUGAGUAACUUCAGUGAUUCUUUGGAAGUUCUAAAUCUCCAAGGCAACAACUUUCAGGGUCCCAUUCCUCACUCAUACAAUAGAGGAAGCAAAUUGAAGAUGAUUGACUUGAGUGAUAAUAAAUUACAGGGGAAGGUGCCAGGAUCAUUGGCAAAUUGUACCGAGCUUGAGUUUCUUGAUCUCUCAAAUAAUCUGAUUGACGAUGCAUUCCCCUUGUGGUUAGGAGAUCUUACAAAGUUACAGGUUCUCAUCUUGCGAUCCAACAAAUUUUAUGGUGCAAUAGAGAAUCCCAAAAUUAAGUUGGAGUUACCAAAUUUGCACAUCAUUGACCUCUCUCAUAAUGGUUUUACAGGAACAAUGACAGUUGGAGUGAAGGCUAUGGGUACACAACGAACAUUACAAACAAAGGUGUAA
Messenger RNA from Camellia sinensis, 2211 nucleotides. The record is from RefSeq and is a predicted model, not a curated record. Lineage: Eukaryota; Viridiplantae; Streptophyta; Magnoliopsida; Ericales; Theaceae.